Molecule: messenger RNA, 1711 nt
Organism: Panicum hallii
Lineage: Eukaryota; Viridiplantae; Streptophyta; Magnoliopsida; Poales; Poaceae
Exons: 19
Coding region: 198-1439 (413 amino acids)
Source: RefSeq, a predicted model, not a curated record
ACGAUGUCGCGUCCGGCGUGGCGACGCCCUCGAAAAUUCCGAACCGACGAGGGAGGGGAUCAGGGGACCCGUUCCGCGAUAAACGCACUCGCCCGCUCCCCGUCGCUCUCCCACGCCGACGCCCGCCCGCCCUCGGAGAUUCAGCCGUCCGAUCCCGCCGCAGGAAUCGCCGAUUACACCGGAACUAAGGUUCUGCCAUGAGUCCUGUGGCUUCCUGUCCUAUGCAUGCCAUUCAUCUAUCGAUCGUAGUUUUGUUGGCAGCUACCUACAUGCAUGUAGUAGCCACUGCUAUCAUCGUGGUUCCAAGUUCUAAUUGUUAUACCUUUGACAACGAGAGCCGCCUUAUUGAUUUUACACAUCUGGUCGGAAAGGAAUAUGAAUACAAUGAACAGGGCUCACAACCGUCUGAUUUGGUUGUUGAGUUCUGCAAAGAUGUGCAGAGAAGAUCUCAAGAGGGUUACAUUGAAUUUGGACGUUUUGUUAGUUCUCGCUCCUUUCUAUUUGGUUCAGGGUCUACUGACUAUAUUCAGAAAUUCCAUGAUGGAGAUUUAGUGCACUGUGAAACUACCUUCGAAAAGAUGGGUCGUACAGCACAGGUAAACAUCAUAUGUGGACGUUGCUCAAAUAAAGUGUGCAGAGAUGAACAAGGAUGCAUUUGUAGCAUAUCUUAUGAUGAAAGGAUGUGCAGGGUGCUUGUUGAACUUGCUAUUCCUUGUGCUAAAAGUGGUCCUAGAGUAUUCAAGGGUUUCACUGUGGGAUUCCAUCCCAGAUCAUCAGAAAUUGUUUAUAAUGGAUUGACUCAGCUGGGAUUUGAGCAACUCCAUCAUGGAUUUAGCUUUCAAACUGAGCAGAUUCAUGUGUCCCUGUAUCUUAGUGCUAUGUCUUCCCUCGCAGACCUGGUUGGAAAACCUACCUUCAAGGUUAAUCCAGCGAAAGGGCUUAGUGUUACACUUACAGGAUCAGGUCUCAAUGGUGCCAUGCCUACUACCCUGUCUCCUACAGUUCUGAAUGUGGAUUGGAGAUGUGAAAUUGCUCGAAGCAGUCCGUAUGAGGUCAAUAUUUUGAUCCCAGUUGAGGGCUAUGAUCCAAUUGAGUUUACACUUACCAAAAAAUGUGGUUAUGCACAAGAAAAGGAGAGUGAUCCCAUGAAAGGCUGGGCAACAUUUGGAAUUAUUUCAUGCAUCUUCAUUGUCUUAUCAACUCUACUUUGUUGUGGAGGGUUCAUCUACAAAACCCGCGUGGAGCAUCUGUAUGGUUUAGAUGCACUGCCUGGGAUGGCCUUCUUAUCUGCCUUUCUGGAUGCUGCUGGUAGACCAAGAGGCUACUUGCCAGCAGACAAUCCUAGUGAAAGUCAUGCAAGCCAGGCGUCUUGGGAACACACACCUGGUACCACACAAGCAGCACAGAGGACAAAUGAUAGGGCAUAUGGAUCAAUAUGAACUAAAGCAUCUGUAGUUUUGAGGAUUAUUUCUUGCAGAUGCCUGGUGCUUGGAUGGUUCAGAAUCCUGAAGAAGCCAGCUUACUGCAGCAUAGAAGCAGCACAGGAAUCCAACUCUCACGAAGUCCCUUUUUUCCGCGAUCUAGGAUUUGUUCCAAAUCGUGUAUUUUCUGUACGAGUACGCAUUGAUCUCCUACCAGCCGCAAGUAGUUAGAGCAGUUUGUAGACCUCCCGGACGGAAUUUCUCGCUUCCAAUCCAACAAAAUUUCUUCA